This is a messenger RNA of Anopheles aquasalis, 2303 nucleotides long. RefSeq lists its product as uncharacterized. NCBI's taxonomy places the organism in Eukaryota, Metazoa, Arthropoda, Insecta, Diptera, Culicidae. Gene Ontology annotation, cellular component: plasma membrane. Gene Ontology annotation, biological process: iron ion transport. Gene Ontology annotation, molecular function: copper ion binding; oxidoreductase activity. The record is from RefSeq and is a predicted model, not a curated record.
UCAGUCAGUCGGUGACACCAGCUUUCGCGGGAACUAGAGACACGAGACACUACGGCUAAGGUGGUGGUCUAGGUGCUUCCGAGUCGCCAUUAAGCAGUUAAACAAAAAACAUUGAAAAUGGUCCUCGGCAAGACAAUAAGCAGCCGUUUAGUGCUGCUAGUGAUACUGUGCCUAAGCGUGACUGUGACAACGGCCCAGCAAUGGCUACGUUCGCUGAUCGACAGCUCGAACGGGACGAUCGACAUCAAAUCGUUUCCGGGCGAGCAGUGCCUGCGCGUUUGUGAUAGCACCCAGCCUCGCAUCUGUUACUUCUCCUGGACCAUGGAGCACUAUCACGUGAUGGGACCCGCAUGCCGUGCAUGUUCCAAAGGAAAUCCUCAGGAUUGCUUUCAUCCUGCUUGCCUCACUGCCGAUGGUGUGGAGCGCGGAGUGAUGAGCCUCAAUCGGCAGAUUCCUGGUCCGAUGAUUAGCGUGUGCAAGGAUGAUUUGAUCGUGGUCGACAUCACGAACGCUAUGGCCGGGACGUCCGCCACCAUCCACUGGCAUGGUCUGCAUCAGCGAGCUACGCCGCACAUGGAUGGAGUUCCGUUCAUAACGCAGUGUCCGAUUCAGUUCGGUAAUACGUUCCGUUAUGCGUAUCUAGCAACGGAAGCCGGCACCCAGUUCUAUCACUCCCAUUCGGGGCACCACAAGGUUAACGGACACUACGGGGCACUGAUCAUACGGGAACCGAAGCGAACCGAUCCCAACUCCGGGCUGUACGAUUACGAUAGCUCCACGCACGUCAUUGUGGGUUCGGAUUGGAUGCACGUGGAUGGAGAAAUGUUUAUGCCCGGGCUACCAUCGUCGGGCGGUAUACUACCGGUCAAUCUGCUCAUCAACGGACGCGGUACCUUCAAGGAGACAAAAGACAGUCCGCGCACCAACGUCCCGAUGGAGGUGUUCUACGUCCAGCGUGGCAAACGGUUCAGAUUUCGCUUCAUAAAUGCGGCGAGCCAUGUGUGUCCAUUGCAGCUGCAGAUCGAAGAUCACACGAUGGAGAUCAUUGCUAGUGACUCGUUCCAUCUGCAGCCACACAAGGUAGACACACUCGUUACGACGUCCGGUGAGCGGUAUGAUUUCGUUCUGCACGCAAAUGGAGUUAAAGAUACUUACUGGGUACGACUGAGGGCGUUGGGUUCGUGCGAUCAGCUGCAACUGGAGCAGUUCGCUGUGCUCAGCUACAAGCAAGAUCAAAAGGAGAAACUGGCGUUCCCACCGGAGGAACCUCCAUCCUUCGAUAAACCGUUCGCCGGUGCUCGCACCGCAAAUCAUCCGAAUGCGACCUGUGGGCAGCCUGCCUUUGGUGAUUACUGCAUCACAGACUUCCAGGCGUACGAUACGGAUGAAUCGAUCAUUAAUGGAGAACCGAAGCACAUCUUUACACUGGGUUUCUCGAACUAUCUCGUCAGCUUUCACCACAUGUUCGAGACGCACUCCUAUGAACACUUUAUGAACAUUCACGAUGAGCUGAUGCUACAGGGAGCGAUCAACGAUCUCAGUUUAGCGUAUCCACCCUUCCCGUUGCUCACACAACCGGAAGAGAUCGACGAGAGCAUGUUCUGCACGAACGAAACUCGUCCGGCGCGUUGUGCCGAUCGGCAACUGUGCACCUGUACCCAUCGGCUAAAGAUCGAGCUGGGUGAUCUGGUAGAGCUGUACAUUCUUGAUCUCACGGGCAUGAUCGAUGACCUGAAUCAUCCGUUCCAUCUGCACGGCUACCAAAUGUACGUCAUGGAACUGGGCCAGGAUCGCCGGGUACCGGUGACGUAUGAGAUCGCGCGUGAGCUCGCGAAACGACGGUUAACGGCCCGAAGUACGACACCGUUGCCGCCCAGAAAGGACACGGUUUCGAUACCGAGCCGCGGGUACGCUCGUGUGCGCUUCCGUGCCGACAAUCCCGGGUUCUGGCUGAUGCACUGUCACUUCGAGUGGCACACAGCCGUCGGUAUGGCGCUGGUGCUGCAGGUGGGCAAUACGGAUCAGAUGGUGAAGCCUCCAAGCAAUUUCCCGAAAUGUAACAACUAUACACCGAAGGUGGAUGAUCUUUUAAACGGUCAUAUUUAGAGUAGGUAAAGCGAGAGGGUACGAGGGCGACAUAAGCAUUUAAUUAUUUAUUUAUUCUAGUUGUAUUAGGGUGUUCUCACAAACUGUGUCAACGCAAUGAAGGGAAAGGCCUUACCACGAAAAAUGAUAAUCUAAAUUAAACGGAAAUGAAGUAUAGCCGCAGUUUUUUAUCCAAAUAAAUGUGUCAAACUACUGAG